ACUAAGAAGUUUGAAGCUUGAAAUUUAACUUUACAUGUUGUUUAACAAAUAAAAAAGAGAGAGAGAAAAAGGCAUAUCCUAAUGGGCUAAUGACAGACCGCAACGUGUCCGGGGGAAGAUUGAGAGAGAAGUAAUGAAAGGGAGAGUUUACCUUGAGACUGUCAGAAAAAUUUAUUUGAAUUCAUAUGCAUUGUCGACUCCAAUGUUCAAACAUUAAUGCGAGCAAUGCAAGAAGUAAAUAAGCAAAUAAAUGCACCUGAACGCAUCAACUAACCACAUAACCUUCUACCUGCAAAUAUUUACUACACUCUCUACCUCACUUCGUCUUUUAUAUGCAUCGUUUAGUCUUCUCAUGCAUUUUCAUCAACAAUAAUCCAUCAUCCUCCUUUUUCUCCCUUCUUAGUAAAACAUACGGAUAUGAACAUAAUGGAAAGAAGACUAGCUUCUCUCCUUCUAUGGACUCUCAUUGUUGGGUUGGUUUCUCAAAACAAGGCCAUCCCUUUGACGUCUGCGAGCAACGAAGAUCAGAAAACAUAUUACACUCCAGACCCACAUGCAGGAAGCCCCCCCUCAGGUUCACAAGGGAGUCCACCUUAUGGAACUCCACCACCUCGUGGUUCGGGAGGCAGCCAUGGAGGAAAACCACCCUCUCAUGGGCAUGGUGGUAAGAAACACAACCCAAAACCAGGGAAGUGCGGGAACCCACCACACACUCCUACUCCAUCGAAACCUCCUUCUGGUGGUGGUGGAUACUACAACCCUCCUACACAUGAUCCAACCCCAUCAACUCCAUCGAAGCCUCCUUCCGGUGAUGGCGGAUACCACAACCCUCCUACAUAUAAUCCAACCCCAUCGAAUCCUCCCUCUGGUGGUGGUGGGUACUACAGCCCUCCGACUCAUGAUCCCACUCCAACCCCAUUAACUCCUUCGAAUCCUCCUUCCGGUGGUGGGGGAUACUACAGCCCUCCCUCUUACGAUCCCACUCCAACUCCAUCAACUCCAUCAACUCCAACCCCAUCAACUCCAUCAACUCCAUCUACUCCUUCGGGUGGCGGAUACUACAGUCCUCCAUCUUACGAUCCCACUCCAACUCCAUCUACUCCAACUCCAUCAACUCCAACCCCAUCAACUCCAUCUACUCCUUCAGGUGGUGGAUACUACAGUCCUCCAACUAAUGAUCCCACUCCAACCCCAUCGACUCCAUCGACUCCUUCGGGUGGUGGUGGAUACUAUAGCCCUCCAACUUAUGAUCCUACUCCAACCCCAUCAACUCCGUCAACUCCUUCAGGUGGUGGUGGAUAUUAUAGCCCUCCAACUUAUGAUCCUACCCCAUCAACUCCAUCAACUCCUCCAUCAGGCGGUAGUGGAUACAGUAGCCCUCCAACUUUUGAUCCGACACCAUCAAUUCCAACAACUCCUCCUUCAGGUGGUAGUGGGUACUACAACCCUCCAACUUCUGGUACACCAUUCUACGGAACCCCACCAAUCACAUCAGCACCUCCUUUUGUUCCAGAUCCCAAUUCUCCCUUCACUGGCACAUGCAACUAUUGGAGGACGCACCCAGGAAUAAUAUGGGGGUUGUUAGGCUGGUGGGGAACAAUGGGCAGUGCUUUUGGUAUAACAAACGCUCCAGGCUUUGGAGCUACUCUCAGCAUACCACAAGCACUCUCAAACACACGAACUGAUGGCCUAGGAGCACUUUACCGAGAAGGAGCUGCGGCUUUCCUGAACUCCAUGGUGAACAACAGGUACCCCUUCACAACCAAUCAAGUCCGUGACAGUUUUGUAUCGGCACUAAGCUCAAACAAAGCAGCAGCAGCACAGGCCCAGGUUUUCCAGAUGGCUAACGAGGGUAGAUUCAAGCCUAGAACCUGAAGCAGAAUAAAUUUACCAUAUUUGUAAGUGCAUUAUGUCUAAGGUAGCAAGCCCUGCAGUUUCUGUUAAGUAUAUUACGUUUCUUCCGUGUCCUCCAUAUUAUAUUCCCUAGUGCUACAUUGAGAUGGAUAUCAUAUGUUACAUUUCAAUA
Benincasa hispida (wax gourd) is the source of this 2026-nucleotide messenger RNA. RefSeq lists its product as uncharacterized. The record is from RefSeq and is a predicted model, not a curated record. Lineage: Eukaryota; Viridiplantae; Streptophyta; Magnoliopsida; Cucurbitales; Cucurbitaceae.